AUGUAUAGUCAAUUAAAGCAUAGAAAGAGAUUUGGAGAGUUGUUACUUUUAGAUAUUAAUGAGUAUAAAACCUCCAAGAUCUGUAACUCUUGCUUGAAUCGAGACCUCAAGAAUCUGAAAUGUGGGGAAGAUGACGAUGUCAAACGAAUGCAUCAAGCAUUGAAGUGCAACACACGCAAUAUUUUUUGGAAUCGUGAUGUGAUGGCAUCCAAGAAUAUGUUUCUGAUUGCUUCUUCAAUUUGGAAUGGGAACGAUCGCCCUACUGUCUUCACACGACAAAGCGCCACCUCCAAUGUAAUUGCCACAUCUAACUCCGGUGAGGUGCUGGCUUAA
Messenger RNA from Cokeromyces recurvatus, 333 nucleotides. RefSeq lists its product as uncharacterized. The record is from RefSeq and is a predicted model, not a curated record. NCBI's taxonomy places the organism in Eukaryota, Fungi, Mucoromycota, Mucoromycetes, Mucorales, Mucoraceae. The coding region runs from base 1 to 333 and encodes 110 amino acids. The transcript has 2 exons.